Messenger RNA from Chrysoperla carnea, 3365 nucleotides. Its product is annotated as integrin alpha-4-like. Gene Ontology annotation, molecular function: integrin binding. The transcript is spliced from 22 exons. NCBI's taxonomy places the organism in Eukaryota, Metazoa, Arthropoda, Insecta, Neuroptera, Chrysopidae. The record is from RefSeq and is a predicted model, not a curated record. Gene Ontology annotation, biological process: cell-cell adhesion; integrin-mediated signaling pathway; cell-matrix adhesion. Gene Ontology annotation, cellular component: external side of plasma membrane; integrin complex. Bases 301 to 3099 code for a protein of 932 amino acids.
UGUUAUCAUUUAAGUGCGUAUAAUGUGAAUACUGAUAGUAUUAUAAUUUAUAAAAAUGCAGAGCCUACAAAAACAGCAAAUGAUUCGAAUUAUUUUGGUUAUUCGGUUGUAUUUAUAAACGAUGGUCUACAAAUAGGUGCACCAAAGGCUUCAUCAAAAUUCUUCAUCAAAAAUCCAUCAAAUAAACGUGGUGCUGUGUAUCGUUGUAAAUUUAAAAAACCGUGCGAAGAGUUAGAUUUAAGAAAAUCACCCGAUAAAAAUAGAGUAUCAACAGAUGAAAAUUCAUGGAUCGGAAGUUCUAUGGAUGUAGAUUUGACCACAGGACGAACUGUGAUUUGUGGUAGUCGUUGGACAAUUAUAGAUCAUAGACUGGAUCACCCUAAUUUGACAAUGGGUGUUUGCUAUGUUACCGUAAAUAAACUAACUUUACCAAUAUUACCACUGCAUGAAAAAGGGCAAUAUUAUUAUACCUUGAACAUUACCAAAAGACCUGUGAAGAUUAUGCAACAAGCUAAUGGUCUUGCAGGAUUUUCUGCCCAUUUUCCUAAAAAGUCUAAGGUUGCCGAGCUAUUAUUAGGCGCGCCUGGCGUAUUUGAUCGAAACGGCGCUACUAUUUUGUACCAACCAGACAGCAAAACUUUUAAAAAUAAAAAUAAUAAGUUAAAUACUGAUGUACUUUUUAAAAAUGAAAUUAUUAAUUAUUUUUACCUUCCACGUAAUGCUGAUAAUUACAUAGGGUAUCAAGUUUCGUCCGGAAAUUUUAUAGCCAAAUCAGAUAUAUUAUAUGUAACAAGUGCUCCCCGAACACUGAACUGUACGGGUCAGGUGGGUAUAAUGAAAUUUCCAAAUAAGACACCGGAUCCAAAAAGUAAAAACCCAUAUGUAGAUGAUAAAAAAAAACUAUUUUCACACACAAUCGAUGGAACACAAGUUGGUGAAUAUUUUGGUGCUAGUCUAGAAGUAACAGAUCUAAAUAAUGAUGGAUUAGAUGAUUUAAUUGUUGGGUCUCCAUUUUAUACUAAACAUAUGGAGGAAGGAAGAGUUUACAUCUAUUUAGGACGUUCGAAAAAUUUUGGAGAUAAAGAAUCAACUUACAUAGAUGGUAAUGUUCCUGGCGGUCGAUUCGGCACUGCAAUAUCGUCACUUGGUGAUAUUGAUGGUGAUAAAUAUUCAGAUUUCGUGGUUGGCGCACCAUACGAAGAUGAAUAUCGCGGAGCGAUUUAUAUAUAUAAUGGAUGUGAUAAUGAAAAAGGUUUAUCCAGCCGAAAACCACAACGAAUUCGUGCUAUUGAAAUAAAUUCUAUCCUAAAAGGAUUUGGUAUAUCGAUGGCUCGGCCCAUGGAUUUAGACGGCGAUAAACAUGAAGAUUUGGCUGUUGGAUCACAUUUAUCUGGGCACGUUGUUGUCUUAAGAUCAUGCCCCACAGCAAUUUUCGAAGCCAAGUUUGAAACGAAUUCAACAACAAUAAAAGGCAAAGAAACCAAAUUUCGUAUCAAUGCUUGUAUUAAAUAUACUGGAAAAAAUAUUCCAUAUCACACGUCAAUACUUCGUUAUUUUAAAACUGAUACAACUCGAACGACUUGCGAGCAAGAUUUACGACCCAAAAAUGUUACAUUGACAAAAGAUGGUCCUAAUUGCGAAGAAUUUGAAUUUUCAGUCAAAAAUGACGCAAAUUUUAUGAGGCCAAUUACCAUAGCAAUGGCAAUUGAAUUUAUACCACCAAAAAUUGAAAAAAGUACCAUGUGGAUUGGCAAUGAAGGAACGGAAGGUUCAGAUAAGUUCACAAAUGAAUGUUUAGUAAUGAAUGACCAACUAUCAAAAUUAAAGGAUACAAUCGAUAUGAACUUUGAAGUCCAAUGCUCUGGAUGCGAAUGUGACUUAAAUUUAAAUGCUACGUUCUUAAGCCAUAAUGAAGUUAUCGAUACUUAUACAAUUGGUUCAAACCAGCCAUUGGCAUUAACAAUAACAAUUACAAAUAAUGGCGAUGCUACAGCAUUUUAUUCAAAAUUAUAUAUUAAAUUACCAAAUCAAAUGGAGAUAGCACAGACAUCGUGUGAAGGGAAUAAAACCUAUUUGGAAUGUCGAUUAAAUAAUCGAUUUGAGACAAACCAAACGAUUGCAUUAGUUUUCGACAUGGAUAUAAUAAGUUAUUUCGAUCGAUUAAAAACUCCCGAAACAAAUUUAACAUUUGAAAUAUCGAUAACAACUAAAACUGAUGAAAAAUAUUCCAAUCAUAUUGUUAGUACAUUGGAACUAAUUAGAGAAGUAGGAAUUCAAAUUACCGGAAAAGCUGAACAAGAAACAUAUUCGAAUACCGAAGAACAUAAAAUUAAUGAAAGCAUUAGUUUCGAACAUUCUUACGAAAUUCAUAAAUUUGGAGUCAGUCCUUUAGAAAAUAUGUUAAUAAAUUUAUUCGUACCAACCGAAUACUCAACACUCAAAGGCAAUACAUAUACAAUUGCUGUAAUCGAUAAAAUUCACGGUUAUUUUGCUGGCAAAGAAAUUUCUUGUCAAGUUCUUAAUGGAACAGUUCAAAAUGAAACAUUAUUUUACAACAAUUCUAGUUCAUUUAAUGAAUCAGAAUUGAUUACAAAUUCACUUUCAGAAGAUCGAACAUUCAUGUUAAAUUGUUUUGAAAAUUUGGUUAAAUGUUCACAAAUUGUAUGCCCAAUUGAAUCUGUAAUUUAUUCGGAUCAAAGAAUAAAAUUAAAUUUAAAAGUGAAUUUAUCGAUACCAAUGAUUCAAGAUAAGUUAAUCGGAAUUAAAAAGUUUAUCCAAUAUUCCACAAAUGUUUUUGCCAAGAUAGAAGAUUACACAGAAAUAAAAUUAUUAUCUAAUGACAGCAUGCAUACUGCGACAGUAACGACAAUAUUUAGCCUCGGAUUACCAGGCAAAAUAUCACUCUGGAUUAUAGUAACAGCUGCAGGGAUUGGAAUAGUUGCACUUUUAUUAUUAAUUUUCUUACUUUCAAAGUGUGGAUUUUUCCGGCGCGAGAAAAAGAAGCAAUUGGAGAAUUUAAUUCAAGAAGAAAAAAGGAGAACUAUGAUGGAAAUUGAAAGCUUUAAUUACGAGGAAACUUUUGACGUACCAAUAAACUAAAUUUUCGAAAGCAAAAUGUACCCUAUGUUCUUUCCCAGGAUUCCAUCUAUCUCAAAACCGAAAAUCAUCUAAAUUGGUUUUGCGAUUUAGACGUGAAAACGUAUCAGACAGGCAGAGUUGCUUUCCCAUUUAUAUUAUUAGGAUUCAACUGUCUUAAGAUUCACUAGGUUAAUAAAAUAGUUGUUAAUUAUAGAUAUUUAACAGUUAAUCCGGCCCAAAUAGAGGAUAAAAAUAAUUUAAAUAACACUUAAAUAUUAAUUUAAUAA